This is a messenger RNA of Drosophila biarmipes, 7357 nucleotides long. RefSeq lists its product as uncharacterized. The transcript is spliced from 7 exons. Lineage: Eukaryota; Metazoa; Arthropoda; Insecta; Diptera; Drosophilidae. The record is from RefSeq and is a predicted model, not a curated record. Gene Ontology annotation, molecular function: DNA binding; mismatch base pair DNA N-glycosylase activity. Gene Ontology annotation, biological process: base-excision repair, AP site formation. The coding region runs from base 597 to 5822 and encodes 1741 amino acids. Gene Ontology annotation, cellular component: nucleus.
CUAUUUGCGGCUUUACUCGUGUCGGUUGCUGUUCGUGGUCGAGCUUGAGCAGAAAGUGGAAAAUUAUCAUAAAUCUCAUCCAGAGUUCUGUUUUGAUUCCUGCGCUAUGUCCAGAGUCCGGUCCAGUGCAAUACAGUCCAAUAUAACUGAGAACCCAUACGGCGCGGUGCUGUGUUGAGUGCCCAAUCCAAAUCCGAUUCCCAAUCCCCUCAACUACUCUGCUGUGUGUGUGUGUAUGUAUGCACACACGACAAUGUGUGCACAUACAUAUGUCUGCAUGUACAUACGAAAUUGAAAUUAUGCAAAAUGUGCAAUAUACUGGGCAGUCCAGUUAAGGAGCAGUGCUUCAAACGCGAUAUCGACGGAAAUGUAACUGCUACGUACUGUGCGUGCGAAUUCCACUGUACUUAUCCUGUGCUCAAACCGUCAAGCGAAACGCAUGCUUACAGCGCAUCUGGCACUUAACACAAUUUUCAAAAGUAAUUUGUCUGCGACUAAGGAUUCCAAAUAACAUAUAUUGCUUUAAUGAGAUGUUAUUAGAAUUGAUCGAAUGCGACCAUAUUUUUUCUCCUAAAUGGACAUUUAAUAAAUAGGAGAUGCAAGUGGAAAGAAAAAACCACCCACUGAUAAGUAGUUCCUUCACUCACGCGCCUACAGUAGCUUCAUUAGUCUUAGGAAUAGCUCCAAUAACAUCAGAAAGAUUUAUUGUUGCACCAGAAGAUAUCUUAAGAGUUUUGCAAACUUUGAAAUCUGCAUUGACUGAACAAACCAUAGAGCAGAGGGCAAGGAAACCUGUUAACACUGUAAUGGCAUCAAAGCGUGAUGUCAGCUUGGCACAGUCAGAUGGGACAGUGCCGACGGUGCCAUUGACGCCAUCAACCCCAUACUUAAGUAGUUCAGAAAGUGGCAACAAUGAACAAGGCAAAUAUAUAUCUGGCCUGCCGAAUAAUCGUAAACGCCUGAAGCUGUCCACUCUUGAACUAAACAGCAGCCAGGGCAGUGAUGUGGACAGUCCGAUUGAGCCAGAUUUGGAUCCGAAUGCAAGAAUCUCAGAAAGUAAGGCGGAUGAUUAUGCUGAUAUGGAAAAUCAUCUCCCAGGCAAUUGCAACAGCGUCAUUGAAGGGGCAUCAUCUGGGGACAUCUCAAAGAUAAAAGGUCCAGAAAAAUUAGUUCAAUUCGAAAAGAACUGCUAUGUGCCCCCGGAUCAGGCGCUGGUUACUAGUGUGGAAUUGGUAGUUCCAGCUCCUCAGAACUCAUCGUUAAGCAUACAGGUUGGGCGCUCCGAGGAGACAAAACAAAGCGCCCUUAGAGAACCCUCGGAAGCUUCGUCAUCGACCAUUGAUAACAAACUGCAGUAUAGUACGUCUGGUCCUUACAACUCUAGUAGCUCCACAAAUAUAUUAGCAAACGAUAAAAUCGAUGGUUGUGCAAAUGACUCUUCCAAUUUGAACUUAAGAACUCCUACUAAGUUAGCAGUAACAACAGCAACGAGUGAUAUUUUGAAUAAUGAUCGAAGGGCUUCUUUAUGGGCGCCUCACCAUGACCAGUCGAGGCAAACGCAGCAGCAGUCGAGUGAGCCUAAGCAAGAGCCUGUGAGUGUUAGCUCCGAACUGUCAUACCAGCUGCAGCAUCGUCAAUCGGAACUACUUCUGCAAGUUGAGAAGGAGAUCUCAGGAACGGGUGCUUUUUCUCAGGCAAUUCCAUUGCAGCAUCAACAUAAUAAUGGUAUUCAUGAGCAAUAUGGCCAAGGAGAGGCGUCUUCUAUCAUGGGAAACCAGAUGCAUCAAAGUUUUUAUACACAAAUGAUGCAUCAGCAGAAUCUACAUCCAAGUCAGCAUCAACAAAGCAUGCAUGAACAUUGUCCUCGACUUCAGCAGCAUACAGGUUAUACAAGCUAUAUCCCCCAUUAUCAGAAUUCUCCGUUGUUUGGUACUCAUCAAAGUGAUCAUAUCCAACGACAGCACCAGCAGCAGCCACCUUCUCAACAUCCCAUGGAAUGUCAUGCGAAUUUGCAUCAAUCAGCAUCUAUUUCACAGCAACACGAACAACAUUUGCAACAUGAACGGCAGCAAAUUCAUCAACACCAGCAUCAACCGACACAGCAACACCAUCCACUGCACGAAAACUACCAUGAUAUUAUUAUGGAGGAAUUCCAUGAGGAGCCUAGCACAGCGUUUAAAUUUUGUCGUUGCAAUCGCGUAGUUCUAGUUUGCAAGACUUUUUCUGACAACCUGAACGCUCUCGUGCUUAUCCAUCAGAAUCAGAAGAAACCCGAUGAGCUUGGAUUAGCAAAGAACCUUCUUACCGGUGAAGCUCACGCUGACCCCGCUACGUGCUCAUCCAACGGUAUUCAAGGACAGCUUCAUGCCACCCAGACACAUCUCGAGCUGAGUGGAGACACACGAUGCUCAAGCCAUACCUCGGCUGUCAACCCCUACAGUUUUAUGGGUGAGGAGAUGCGUAUGCAUUCCCCAGUCAAUCGACCUAUGGAGACGGUAACUACUGAAACGGCUCGGUACGCGUCGGUUCCAGCGCCAAUGUCAACUUCAAAUGGCAAUCAAGAGUCCCUAAGCGGAGAAUUAUACCAACACACCCAUCAUAGUACAAGUAUCUUGGAACCAACUGAAAGCUCUCAAUGUGACUUGCAUUCUAAGCCAACGCCAAAAAAAAGGGGUCGCAAAAAAAAGUUGGUGGCUGACAGUACUCAGAUAUCAACACCAUCGAGUCAACAAGAAAUGUCUGCCAUGACUGCAAUUUGCGAAGAUGGUGGUGUUGAUCACAUAAAAGCCAUGAAACCAAAGGAACGCAAGAAGCAUGACAGAUUCAAUGGAAUGUCUGAGGACGAAGUAAUUAAACGGACUAUUCCCGAUCACCUGUGUGAUAACCUCGAUAUCGUUAUAGUAGGAAUAAAUCCUGGAUUGUUUGCUGCAUAUAAAGGUCACCACUACGCAGGACCAGGAAAUCACUUCUGGAAGUGUCUUUACUUGGCAGGACUUACUCAGGAGCAGAUGAGUGCCGAUGAAGACCACAAAUUGCUAAAGCAAGGAAUUGGAUUUACUAACAUGGUCGCGAGAGCCACUAAGGGGUCAGCUGACCUCACAAGAAAGGAAAUAAAAGAGGGCAGCCGAAUUUUGCUGGAAAAGCUUCAAAGAUUUCGGCCAAAAGUAGCCGUUUUUAAUGGCAAACUUAUUUUUGAGGUGUUUUCUGGAAAGAAGGAGUUUCACUUUGGUCGGCAACCUGAUCUCGUUGAUGGCACUGACACAUACAUUUGGGUGAUGCCAUCAUCAUCAGCACGAUGCGCACAGUUGCCUCGCGCUGCCGACAAAGUUCCCUUUUAUGCGGCCCUAAAGAAGUUUCGGGAUUUUCUAAACGGGUUGAUACCCCACAUCGAUGAGUCCGAAUGCGUGUUUACAGACCAGCGAAUUCGACAGUGUAGCGAGCAGCAACAAGUUGAAACCAGCGGAAAAAAUAAACAAACUCAUCAAACUUCACUUGGAGAUCCUCAAGCGAGUCUUACUUUUGUAGGUAACUGCGGUGGUACAAGUACAGGUGCUACGGAAUGUGGAAAUGUCACCGAGGAGGCAGAUGACAAACUGAUGCCCCAUUUGACUGGCAAAAUGUCUUUUUCCAAUACUGCUACGGAUCGUGGAACAUUUUCGUUUACGGGAGACGAUAGAUCCAUGCUGCCAAUAACAAAUCACAACACCGCCCCCAAUGAAAGCACUUACUUGUCUGUGUUUGGUGCGCAGCAAACCCUGCCCCAGCAACCAAUAGAGAAGAAAAAACGUGGUCGUCCAAAGAAGAUAAAGGGACAAGAGAUUAUUGAUCAUUCCGUGGGCGGCAAAAUCAGCAUUGGUGGACAACAUAUGCCUCAACAUGAUUUUAAUAAUAUUCUAAACCUUUCGGUUAUCCCUGCCGGCGGCUGCAUUGAAACUCCAAAAAAAAAGAGGGGCAGGCCAAAAAAAAUAAAACCCGCCAUUGACAAUAUUCUGUCAGUAAAACAGCUUCAGCACGGAAACUCUAAUCCAAACACGACAACCGGACUGUCAGUAAACUCAAUGCAUCCACUAUCAAUGGAGCAUAUAGCAGCGUCCCCGCAGAGCAGUCAUCAAAUGCCGCCUAGUUUGUACAACACACCACCACCAUCACACCUUUUGUACAACGCAUCGGCAUCACCGAUGGCAUCCCCCGCCCUCAAUUGCAAUUACAAUCAAGUGCACGGCCAUGGAACUCCACCAGUGGGACAUGCGACUCCCGUCGCUCAGGGUUCGUCACCCAAUAUCGACCCCCAAAACGAGCACCUAACUCCCCAGAAGCAAAAUCAGCAGGGAAAUAUGGAGGCUGGACUAGAUAUGCGGGAACACCCUCAUUUGGGUGAGACGCCUCCUCCAAGUUCGCCAAACAUGUGUCCUGCUGUCGAUUUUGAUCCACCAAACGAGCACUCCGACCCGCAAGUGGGCGCAGGGGAGCCAAAUAAAACGGUUGAGUUGGGUCACCAGCAACCGCCAACAGUGGAAAAGGAUCAAUAUGGUAGUCCCGCACAUGAUGCCGAGGCAAACAUAGCUCAUCCUUCCGAGCACUACCAGCAAUGGGCUUCGCCGCAUAACCAACAAAGUCUUCAGCCAGCGCAGAAAGUAACACAUCAGCACCUUCAUCACCCCAUUCAGCACUUCCAGCAGGAGCAGUCCGACAACUGGCAGCGCUACGAACAACAUAAUUCGAAUCCUUACAUGCUGAUUUCUGCUCACCACCAGAAUCUCAGUCCGCGGGUAGGAAAUCAAACCCAGCACAAUACUCCCCAACCAGGACAUAUCGUCUCAGACGUUUCUCGCAAGAGCUUGUGUGGCCUCGAAUCGCUGGUUGAUCAAAUACCAGCAAUAAGGGAACACGAAUGCAGCAAUAUACCAUUGGCAACAGCAGCGGCAGCAGCGGCUGCUGUUGAAAGUCGUCUUUUAGGCUUGCAACAACAGCAGCAGCAUCAGCAGCAGCAGCAACAACAGCAGCAGGAACAGCAGCAUAUACAGCAGCAACAACAACAAUCACAACAACAGCACCAGCAGCAACAACAACAUCAACAACAGCACCAGCAACCAAAACGCUGCAUUCCAGAGAAUUCGGUGCAAACGGAAUCAUGUAGACCGUCAAGAGAGAAUAGCAACGUCAGCAACAACAAUUUUUCUGUAAGCAGUCUAGCUGCAUCCGCUUUGACUGCAAGAACUGAGAACGAAGCUAUAUAUGGCAACAGUGGAGAAACCCGAGUCAUCAGUGAAAGUAGCAAUAGUAACAACAACAAUUGUGGCAACAGCAUCGAGUAUUCUAUUCAUAGUCCAUCCGGAUAUCAUCAUCAUGCCCCUCACUUAAUGGGCGCUAUAGGGGCGAACAUUAACAACUCAGAGCCCAAUCCGCAUCACCUUUCCCAUCCUCAUCCACCUCCUCACUCACAUCCGCAUACAAUGUACGUGGACCAAGCGCAUCAUAUGGCUCACAUCCCUUCAGUAAAUGUAAAUUCAAUGUACAGUGCAUCUGCAUAUGGAACGCAUCCACAACAUACUACAGGGGAGUAUUCAGCAUCACACAGUCACUAUAGUCUGGGCGGCACCAUUCAGUCGACCGGACAAACCAGCACUGCAACUUUACACGUCCCGAGUCCAAAUUAUCCUUUUUCACACCACCCAUAUGGUCACACUCCGCCCCAAGCAAAUUACCCAAGCUAUACUCAUCCACAUACUCAUCAUCCUUCACACCAUAGUCAUCCCUCACAUCAUCUGAGCGUAUUUGAUCACUUGAAACCGUCCGACAUAAGUGGGUACGGCGGUUUUUGAUUAAAAGAAGAUCAAGAGGAUACACAGUAACCGUUACCAAUAUCAAAGUCGCAACUAUCCGAAUACAGCGACUUGAUGUAAAUGUAAAUCUUAUAAGAUUUUGCGUCCCGCCGCAUCUCAGCAAUAUUUAUCAAUCUCCGGCUUUGCCGAUUCUAAAUUAAGGAACUUUUAGAUCUUAUAUAUAUAUUAGGAUAACCAAAGACUUUGCCUAAUAGAAUGAUUUAAGCGUUACUUUCUUUAAUUACAAAUAACUAAAUAUGAUAAUGUUUACUUAAACUAUAUACGUAACUUACAAGAAAGAUCAAUCCCGAAACGUUUGUUUGUACUUAAUAUGAGAUAAUUUAAAAAUACUUUAUUUUAUCCACACAUAAAUAUUGCAUAACUUACUAUUUAAUAAUAAAGUAUCAAAACGAUAUUCAAAACAGAGUUAGACCUGUUUCCAAUGUAGCAAUAUAUUUUUCAGUUGUCGAUCCACCACACCAGGCUCACCGCUUUGGUUUGAAAGCUAUUUCGCGCUUAAAUAUAAAAUAUCUUAUAUUUUUCUUUAAUUUUAUUGAUUAGAGCUGAUAAAACCAUUCUUCUAGGUUAUGCAAGUUUUUAUUAUUGUAAGGAAAUACAUAACUAUAUUGGCAGUAGGUCUCGUUAAAAUAGGAUCAAAUAUAAGUAAUUCCUCCGAGUAAUCAAACACGUUUUGAAAAAUUAUAUCAUCUUUGUUUGUCAAUAAACGGUUUAAUUUGAUCACAAAAAAACAUGCUCCAGUAUUCGCCAGUCGGUUAAUGUAUCGAUUUACAAUCAGCUCAAAAGCAGUCUCGGAUGCUGGUAUUCAAUUUUAUUUAUUUUUUGUAAAUGGAAAUCUAUUAUGUAUUAAUUAGACAAUUCGAUAUUUGAAAACUAAAACAUCGUAUUUCGCUCUUAAGUUUUUUGAUUUGGCCUUAUUUGUUUUUAAUAAAAUCAUAUUAGGGCGUUCAGGAAAAUAUCUAUUAAACACACUCAGUAGGCGCUUUUACGAACAUCAAUUAUCAAUAACACUGGUUGGUUGAAAGAUUUAUAUGAUGCAAGAGUUGUAUACUGCAAAUAUAUUGUCAUAGAUUUCCAAUUUAUUGACAUUCUCAAUAUUAAUAUUCUUUUCUUCACUCAAAAAUGCGUCAGCACCAUUUUUUUCAAUUGAAAUUUUCGUUCUCCUCAGAUGGGGAAAAGAAGACGAAGAAUAUAUGCCGUAUAGUUGUUGUAAUUCAAAGAAUGAGCAUCGAGAUAGAAUUUAAGAAUAGAAACUAUUAAUAUUAAUGUAUAUAAUUAGAUACAUUAUAAACUUAAUGUAAAUUCACUUUUGCUCUACAAGCUUACUAAAUAUUUAAACUAAAGGCAUUCUUGUGCAUACUGCGAAUUUAAAGUAAGUUACACAUUUUUUAGGUUUAUAGAAAAAUCAUUUAAUUUUGUGUAUAUUUACAAUUUAAAAACUAAUAUUAGCAAGGCAUUAACUAAUAAUAAAAAAAGUUUGAAAGGUGCAAUAAAUAUUGAUCGAAUGAAAAAUAUAA